AUGAUGAAAAAUAAAAGAAAAAGUGAGUUGGAUCCAAGAGAAGAAGUUGUACAUAAUAUUGCUUUGGCCACCAUAGCUUUAAAAGAUGGGAAUUUAGAAAAAUCGGAAAAAAAAUUUUUAAACACUCUCACUCUGGCUGAAAUAAAUAAUGUUUACGUCGGAAUCAUUUUUAUUUGCGAUUUUUUGUCAUCUGUAUACAUGAAUUUGGGAAAUUAUGAGAAAGCGGAAGAUUUUUUACUUCAAGGUUUGGAAAGUUUACCCAAACUUGGAAUACCGGGAGACGAUAAUUUUGUGGUUAAUUUUAAUCUUAAAUUAUCGAGGUUGUACAGCAGUAAUGAAAACGAUGAAUUAGCUGAACUAAGUUUUAAAAAUUGCAUGGAAAUGCAAAAAAAAAAAUUAGAAAAUUCAAUUGACGAAGAAACCUACAUCUUGUGGAUGACCAUUCUAUAUUGGUAUGGAAAAUUUUUGAUAGGUAAAAUAACAAUAGACCGGAAUUUAUAUGAAGAAGCGUCGUUUUGGUGCGUCGAGGGAAAAAAAUUAGCUCGUAAAUUUAAAAAUUUUGGCGCGGAAAAAGAAUCCGACGAAUGCCUGAAAAAGAUUCAAAAAAUGUUUGUUACGAAUUGA
Molecule: messenger RNA, 624 nt
Organism: Pediculus humanus corporis (human body louse)
Lineage: Eukaryota; Metazoa; Arthropoda; Insecta; Psocodea; Pediculidae
Exons: 4
Coding region: 1-624 (207 amino acids)
Molecular function (GO): protein binding
Source: RefSeq, a predicted model, not a curated record